Molecule: messenger RNA, 2154 nt
Organism: Orussus abietinus
Lineage: Eukaryota; Metazoa; Arthropoda; Insecta; Hymenoptera; Orussidae
Product: phosphoribosyl pyrophosphate synthase-associated protein 2
Exons: 6
Coding region: 201-1268 (355 amino acids)
Biological process (GO): 5-phosphoribose 1-diphosphate biosynthetic process; purine nucleotide biosynthetic process
Cellular component (GO): ribose phosphate diphosphokinase complex; cytoplasm
Molecular function (GO): ribose phosphate diphosphokinase activity; magnesium ion binding
Source: RefSeq, a predicted model, not a curated record
AAUAAAGGAUAGCAAAGCUGAGUAGUCUGGAGGGAAGCCUGUGAAAGGUUAAUCCACGGAAGCUUGGAUUUAUGAAUUCGACUGGGCUCGGUGAGAACGAAUGAGCCGUCGACCAACCGAGUAGCAUUAGGAAAAAUCGGAGCAGUGUAGAUAAACGUACCUUCUCGUUUCGAAGGAGUCAGUAGUUCGGUCUGAUCAAGAUGGACAGGUCACCGACGUCGGACAUAGUUAUCAUCUCUGGUAACUCUCACAUGGAAUUGGCGAGGUUAAUAGCAGAUCGCCUCGGAGUGAAGACCGGAGGAUGCGCGGUCUACCACAAAUCGAAUAGGGAAACCAUGGUCGAGAUUAGCGAUUCGGUGCGUGGAAAGGACAUCUACAUUAUACAAACCGGCGCGAAGGAUGUUAACAAUAAUAUUAUGGAGCUGCUCAUCAUGGCUUAUGCCUGUAAAACUUCUUCGGCUAAGAAUAUCGUCGGUGUUAUACCUUACUUGCCUUACUCGAAGCAGUGCAAGAUGCGUAAGCGAGGCUGCAUCGUAUCGAAGUUGCUUGCAAAGAUGAUGUGCAAAAGUGGCCUGACGCACAUCAUUACCAUGGAUUUGCACCAAAAAGAAAUUCAAGGGUUUUUCGAUUGUCCUGUGGACAAUUUACGAGCUAGCCCAUUUUUAUUACAGUAUAUCCAAGAAAGUAUUCCAGACUACCGUAACUCAGUGAUAGUGGCCCGAAAUCCUGGCAGUGCGAAGAAAGCAACCAGCUAUGCCGAAAGGUUACGACUUGGAAUUGCUGUGAUUCACGGAGAACAACGAGAAGCAGAAUCUGACAUGAACGAUGGUCGUUAUUCACCACCAGCGUUAGCACCUUCGCGGACUAUGGAAGUUGGAGUCGGGGUACCGGUACAUCCUGCCAAAGAGAAACCACCUAUAAAUGUCGUCGGAGAUGUUGGCGGUCGUAUUGCCAUAAUGGUGGAUGACAUGGUGGACGACGUUGAAACCUACGUAGCUGCAGCGGAGGUACUAAAAGAAAGAGGCGCUUGUAAAGUAUACAUACUGGCGACACACGGUUUGCUCAGCUCCGAUGCACCUAGAUUCAUAGAAGAAUCACAGAUCGACGAGGUAGUGGUUACCAACACGAUUCCUCACGAAUUGCAAAAGAUGCAGUGUCCAAAAAUCAAGACGGUGGACAUCAGCAUUUUGCUGGCAGAAGCUAUUAGACGCAUUCACAAUAAAGAGUCGAUGUCCUACUUGUUUAAAAACGUCACUCUUGAGGACUGAAGAGUCUUUGGGCUGCACUUCAAGGAAUCAUCCCAAAGCUUCGAAAGGUCAACAGCUUUAUGGUGUACAAAAGUACUGUGUGGGGGGAAAUUGGAAUAAGGAAAGGAAUUCUUACUUGUACCGUUCCAUGCUGGGGACCACUCCAAGGACACAUAUCUAUUCCUUGAUUUUCUACAUGAUAUUUUUAUAUUUUUCAGAGGACAAAUCAACGUGAAACCGCCGUAGCCUUAAGUUUCAACCCUUGACCGGUGAUUGAACACCUUGGCCGGUGUGUUACCUAUCUCGAAAAUACAUUUUACUCGCGGAUCAGAGUGAUUACUCGUUUCGUUACGUCAAUUUACACAUGACAUCACAGCUGGUCAUUGUUAGUUCCUCAGAUAAAUGGUUCAAAUAAACACUUCUUUUAAAAAAAAAAAAAAAGAGUGAAAAAUAUCAAUUUUUACUAAGUACAUUAAUGCAAGGCGGUACGAGUAGUCAGGUGCUGACAUUCGAGCCUUGUCAAUUUUCCAUGACUAUUCAAUCACAGAUCAAGCUCUCCUUUAACUCGUAACGUCGCAAAAUAUUGCCCAACCAAGGUAACGAAAGGAGUAACCGUUUCAGACUCUGUUUUUGCCGACCCAUCCAAAGGUGGUCCAUUUGCGUUAUUCCAAAGCAAUUGUGCACCUCGCACCGAAAAUUCCCAGCGUAAUUAUCAUAGAGGUAAAUCCAUGUUAUCGCUGUUUCUAGACGCUACCAUGUAAAAGAGAGUAGAUUGUUAUCGCGAGCAGAGUCGCGGAGUAUUGGUCCCGGAAUAAUCUCGGCGAUACGAUAGAUUUCAGGUAUUAUAUUUAACUGUUUACCUGUAUUUUAGCUCGCGAGUCUCAAUAAAUGCAUUUCGAGAAACCCA